AAAGAAGCAAAAUCAUCUGUUCGGUCGUCGAGUGAAUGUUAUUCUGUUUUGUGAUUCCGUACCAAUCAUUUGUUUCCAAUAACUUCGCCGUGCAAAACAGACGUAAUUUUUCAUCCUCGAACUUGACUCUUUGUUUUUUUGUGAAUUUAAAGAAUCUAUUAAAAUAUGUCUAAGACAUCCGUGUGUAUCGUUGGAUCUGGCAACUGGGGCUCAGCAAUUGCUAAGAUUGUUGGCGUUAAUGCAAAAAGACUUCCACAGUAUGAAGACCGCGUUUCAAUGUACGUUUUCGAGGAAAUGAUUGACGGCAAGAAGCUCACAGAAAUCAUCAAUACAACUCACGAGAAUGUAAAAUACUUGCCAGGCCAUAAAUUGCCAGAAAAUGUCGUUGCCGUUCCCUGUGUUGUUGAGGCAGCUAAGAAUGCUGACAUUCUUAUCUUUGUUAUCCCUCAUCAAUUUAUCAAGGGUCUUGGCGCUCAAUUGGUCGGCAAGAUAAAGCCAUCAGCAAUUGGGCUCUCAUUAAUCAAGGGCUUCGAUGUUGCCGAAGGAGGUGGAAUUGAAUUGAUCUCUAAAAUCAUCACAAAGCAUCUUCAAAUUCCAUGUGCCGUUCUUAUGGGUGCCAAUCUCGCCAAUGAGGUUGCAGACGAGAAGUUCUGUGAAACCACAAUUGGUGUCAAGGACAAGAAAAUGGCACCAAUCCUCCGUGACUUAUUCCAAACACCAAACUUCCGUGUUGUUGUCAGCGAUGAUGUUGAUGCUGUUGAAAUCUGUGGUGCUCUUAAGAACAUCGUUGCUUGCGGUGCUGGUUUCGUUGAUGGUCUUGGACUUGGCGACAACACAAAAGCUGCCGUUAUUCGUUUAGGAUUGAUGGAAAUGAUCAAGUUUGUUGAUGUCUUCUACCCUGGUAGUCAAUUGGCAACAUUCUUUGAGUCAUGCGGUGUUGCUGACUUGAUCACAACAUGCUAUGGUGGACGUAACAGGAAGUGCAGUGAAGCUUUUGUUAAGACUGGAAAGAGUAUUGCUGAAUUGGAGAAGGAGAUGUUGAAUGGUCAAAAAUUACAGGGUCCAAUCACAGCCCUCGAAGUCAACUACAUGUUGAAGAACAAGAGCAUGGAAGACAAAUUCCCACUUUUCACGGCCAUCCACCGAAUUUGUACAAAUGAGAUUAAACCAGACCAACUCAUAGACUGCAUCAGAAUGCAUCCAGAGCAUAUGGAUUGUAGCGAUAAUUUUGCACAUCUUUAAGAAUUUUCAGAUUCAUCCAUCGACCAAAAAUAUCAUUUCAUACAUUCAUAAUCCUGGCAUUUUAUAUAAAUUGGAAAUAAAUUUUGUUUUUGUACAACAACUUCAAGUCAGACUUCAUGUAGCUAAAAUCAAGUCACAACAUACUUUUUUGCCAUAAAUCAUCCAAAAACAAGUUUUAACUACAUGAAGCUAAAAAUAAGUAAAAUUUAAAAUUGUCAAUAAUCAAAUAAAAAAAUAAUAAUCACAUUUUAAGGUGGCUAACAUUUAAGUUUAAAAAUUAAUUGGAAAGUUUUUUUUUAACUUUUAAAUGGAGAAAAUAUAUUUUUUUUGUUGAUGCAAUAAUUUUCUUGAAAUUAAUUCUUGAAUGACACAAGUUGUGA
Messenger RNA from Chironomus riparius, 1622 nucleotides. The record is from the annotation of a GenBank genome assembly. Lineage: Eukaryota; Metazoa; Arthropoda; Insecta; Diptera; Chironomidae.